UUAACUUAUUCGAGAUUUUUUUAUUCAGGUUGUCAAAGCAUUUGAUCAUACUGAUGGUGAAUAUGUAGCUAUAAAAAUAAUCAAAAAUAAACGUCCAUUUCUAUCACAAGCUCAAAUUGAAGUACGUCUUCUUGAAUUAAUGAAUCAACAGGAUAUGGAUAAUAAUGGUUAUAUUGUUAAAUUAAAACGACAUUUUACAUUUCGUAAUCAUUUAUGUCUUGUAUUUGAAUUAUUAUCCUAUAAUUUAUAUGAUUUAUUACGAAAUACAAAUUUUCGUGGUGUAUCACUUAAUUUAACAAGAAAAUUUGCUUUACAACUUCUAUCUGCAUUAUUAUUUCUUUCUCAACCUGAGCUUACUAUACUUCAUUGCGAUCUGAAACCUGAAAAUAUUCUUUUGGUUAAUCCAAAACGAUCUGCUAUUAAAAUUGUUGAUUUUGGUAGUUCAUGUCAAAUUGGUCAACGUCUCUAUCAAUACAUUCAAAGUCGAUUUUAUCGUUCACCAGAAGUGUUACUUGGUAUUCCAUAUGAUAUGGCGAUUGAUAUGUGGAGCCUUGGUUGUAUUCUUGUUGAAAUGCAUACUGGCGAACCAUUAUUUAGUGGUACAAAUGAAUUUGAUCAAAUGAUGAAAAUUGUCGAAGUACUCGGUAUACCACCAACUCAUAUACUUGAACAAGGAACAAAAACUAAACGUUUUUUUGAUCGCCUACCUGAUAAUACAUGGAUACCACGCAAGAGUAAAGAAAGAAGGUAUCGAUCACCUGGUACACGUAAAUUACAUGAUGUUCUUGGUGUUGAUAUUGGUGGUCCAGGUGGUCGUCGGGCUGGUGAGCAAAAUCAUUCCGUAUCAGAUUAUGUUAAAUUUAAAGAACUUGUUCAACAAAUGCUUGAAUAUGAUCCCAAACGACGUAUAUUACCAUUUAAUGCAUUACAAUCGAGUUUUUUCAAACGAUCUUAUGAUGAAACAUCAAAUGUUAAUCAUCCAAUAACAACAACAAAUAAUAAUAAUAAUAAUACUACUACUACUAAUAAUAAUAAUAAUAAUCCAUUGUCAAAUCUUAAUUCGAAUAGUUCACCUAAUCUUGAUCCAAGCCUUCGUUAUCGACAUUUAAUUGAAACAGUACAACCACCAAAUCUUUGGCAACCAACAGAUUCAUUUAUACCAGGAAUUCCAAGACCAUAUCCUGCUCAACAAACAACAACAACUAAUAAUAAUAAUAGUUCUAUUUAUUUAACUAAUAGUUACCCAACUGAUUCAAUAGAUCUUGCUGCACCAAUAGAAUUUCAAUCAACGAACAGCUAUUAUCCAUCUCAGAGAACUCAUACAUCACCGUCCGGAACAACAUUUCCACCAUUAUUUACAUAUGUUCCACAAAAUUUUAAUCAUCAUUUAUCAUCGACUAUUGACGAUAAUUCUUUACUUAUACAAAAUCCUAUUAUAUUUCUCAGUUAUCUUCUUGGAUGUUUAUCAACAAUUGCUUUAUUCAUAUGUUUAUUGAUACGUUAUGGAUUAUAUUCACCAGGAACUAUUUUCUCAGAAGAACAAUACCAAAAAGUUCGUCCAUUGUCUGAAUAUGAUGAAGCAAAAAAUUCAACAGUUGAUGUUGUAAAUUAUUUAUUAUAUAUUUUAUUUCAAGAAUUAAAUGAUACAUCAAAAUUAAGACGAUAUUUUAUGCAGAAAUUACAUAUCGAAUUUGAUGAAAUAAAACAAACACGAUUUGGAAAAUUAUUUAUUCAAGAUAUUUUAAUACAAAAUUUUUCUCUUGGAAAAGAAUGUCCAAAAUUCAAUAAUAUUCGUUUUGAACGACAAGAACGAGAUGAACGUCAAUUAAUUAAAGAAUUUGUAGCUAAACUUUAUGGUAGUUAUAAAAAUGGAUUUUCUUGUACACUUGAUAUUAAACUUAAAUAUAAUUAUCAAUGUCAAUUAUAUAUAAAAAUUAAUCGUAUUCAAGGACAUAUGCAUUUAGAAUUUCGACGUGAACCAUUUUCACAUUGGUUAUAUGCUUUUCAAAAUGAACCAUUAAUUGAUUUAGAAGUUAAAUCUUAUUUACAUAAUCGUGAAUUUCCAUUAUUAGCAAAAAUUAUACGUGAACGUAUAAUACGUAGUAUAAAACGUAAAAAUGUUUGGCCAAAUUAUAAAAUUCGUUAUCCACCAUUUUUUUCAAAAUCAAAACAAUCAUUACCAAUUGAAAUUCCAUCAAUAGAUAAUAAUAAUAAUCUUCUAUCUGGUAUAAUGAAAAUUGUAAUUAAAUAUUGUGAUCGUCUUUCAAUUCCAUUUGAUUUAUUUAAUAAAGAAAAUUAUUCU
Messenger RNA from Rotaria sordida, 2302 nucleotides. NCBI's taxonomy places the organism in Eukaryota, Metazoa, Rotifera, Eurotatoria, Philodinida, Philodinidae. The record is from the annotation of a GenBank genome assembly.